This is a messenger RNA of Ctenocephalides felis (cat flea), 1245 nucleotides long. Its product is annotated as zinc finger protein OZF-like. The record is from RefSeq and is a predicted model, not a curated record. Gene Ontology annotation, molecular function: DNA-binding transcription factor activity; RNA polymerase II cis-regulatory region sequence-specific DNA binding. Lineage: Eukaryota; Metazoa; Arthropoda; Insecta; Siphonaptera; Pulicidae. Gene Ontology annotation, biological process: regulation of transcription by RNA polymerase II.
UCAAAGUGCGUAAAUGAAACAAGUGAAAUAAUAAAAUAAUAACGAAAAAGUCAGUGUUAGUAUUAUAACAUGCUGAUGAAUAUCAAAAUAUAUUUAUUACACGUUCACAACACAUAAAUUACAAGUCGUAUCGACUUUUAGGAACGAAGUAAUGUUUAGACAUCAAUUGCCAUGUGCCAUAACCUACAAAAGUCAAAAAUGUCUGAUGAAACAAAUUCAAACACAAUAAUCAAAAUUGAAACAAUCGAAUAUCCUCGAGUUAAACAAGAACUUGAAGAUUAUGAAAAUACAACAGGUAUUUGUAUAGAGAAUGAUGAAAUUUGUCUACAGCAAUUUUUAAAAUCAGAGGUUGCGGUUGAGGAGGAUAUAAAGCAAGAAACAGUUGAUGAGCAAGAUUUUAAACAAGAUCCUCAAGUGAAACAAGAGGUUGAUGAUUAUGAAUGCACAUCACUUAUGAGUAUUGAGAAUGAUGAAAUAUGCCUACAGCAAUUCCUAAAAUCUGAGGUUACUAUUGAUGAGGAAAUUAAACAAGAAAAGAUUGAUGGGCUAGAUGCUACGUCUAAUACAAGUUUCAAUGAAAAACCUCACAUAUUUAAUAAAGACACCAGUAAUUCAAGUAAUUCGAGCGAAUCAUUCGAAAGCAUUUCUAGAAAAAGUACAAGUGAUAAUUUAAAGCUUCAUAAAUGUGAAAUAUGUAAUAAAACAUUCCCACAAAAGAGAAAUUUAAAUCAACAUAGAGUGAUUCAUUCCCGUAAACAUCCUGUUAGUUGUAAAAUAUGCAAUAAAACACUCGCCGGAAAAAAAUCAUUAAAAAGACAUGAACUUGUUCACACUGGAGAACGACGUUACAAAUGUGAAGAAUGCAAUAAAAUGUUCAAAAUAAAGAUUAAUUUAAAACAACAUAAAAUAACUCACACUGGGGAACGUCCUUACAUUUGCAAAAUAUGUCAUAAAGCAUUCAAAGAAAAACGGACUUUUGAUUACCAUGAAAGAACUCACACUGAAAAAAUUUAUCCUUACAGUUGCGAAAUAUGUCAUAAACAAUUCAAAGCAAAGCAUAAUUUGAAAUACCAUGAAACAAUUCACACUGGAGAAAGUCCUUACAGUUGCCCAAUAUGUCAUAAAACGUUCAGAGCAAAGCGGGCGUUAGAACAACAUGAAGCAAUUCACACUGAAGAAAACCCUUAUGUGUGCAAAAUAUGCAAUAAAACAUUCACAUUAAAAAAAACGUUAACUCAACAUAAA